AUGCAUCACACAUCUAACGCACGACAAGAACUCAUUGAUAUUUGCAAAAAAAAUUAUCGAGAAAAUCCUUCAGAACUUUCUAUUAUUAAUGAAUUUGAAUCGACCUACAAGUCAGACAAUGCCAUCUGGUGGUAUACACGUGAAUGUUGUUUCUACCGUAUUUUGAACAAAGCAUUACGUAUUCAAGAUUUUGAUAUGCUUUUUGUACUUCGAUUUUUUAUCACUGAUCUAUCAAAACAAUUGAAUGAUGAAUAUGAUCGUCGUCUACGUGAAACACCGACACGUGAUAUUAUUCGAGUUUAUCGUGGACAAGCAAUUCAUGUCAAAGAAUUGCAACUAAUAAAAUCAAAUAUAGGUGAAUUUAUUUCGAUGAAUUCAUUCCUUUCAACCAGUCUUCGGCGUUUAACUGCUCUUAGUUUUGUUAAUACGAUUGAACUACAGGAAGAAAUCGAUCGUGUCUUACUCGAAAUCGAUAUUGAUCCACGUGCUAAGACAAAAGCUUUUAGUAAUAUUGAUCGACUAAGUUAUUUUAAAUGUGAAGAUGAAGUUCUUAUUAUGCUUGGUGCACUGUUUCGAAUAAAAUCCGUUGAUAGAGACAAUGAAAAACAAUUAUGGAUUGUGCAUGUUACCUUAGCCAAUGAAGAUGAUUAUCAAUUGAAAGAGACGUUUGCUCAUAUGAAAGAAAAAAUUGGCGAUGAAACAAAUUUGCAUUCUAUGGGAAAAAUUUUAACUGAAAUGGGCGAAUACGAACAAGCACGAAAAUGUUAUAAACGAAUGAUUUACGAAGCUCAAAUUAAUGAAAGCAUCGGAUAUAGUGGUCUUGGAUGGGUCGAUCAUUGGUUAAAUGAAUACGAUACAGCUUUAAAUAAUACUCAAAAAGCUCUAUCGUUAAUUGAUGAACUUUUACCCGAUAUUUGUAACGAAAAAGCUAGAUUGUAUAGUUCUAUGGGCUUAAUUUACUGGAGAAAAAAGCAAUAUGAUCAAGCAUUAAAAAAUUUAAAGAAAGCUCUAUAUAUACAAGAAAAGAUUUUACCACCAGACCAUCCAGAUCUCUUAGCUACUUACAAUCGUUUCGCUAUUACAUAUAGUGCGAUGGAUGAAGCACAAAUGGCUUUCGAAUACUACAAUAAAUGUUUGAACAUUCGAUUGGCUACAUUACCUCAUAAUCAUCCUGAUAUUGCUACAUCAUACAACAAUCUUGGCUGGUUAUACAACGAACGUAUAGGUGAUUAUGCCAAGGCAUUAGAUUACUUUCAACAGUCUCUCGCCAUUUGUCGUAAAACAUUGCCACCGACACAUCGAGAUAUCGUUCGAACUGAACAGAAUAUCCUUAAAGCAAUCGAAAAAAUGAAACAGAAAUCAAAGACAAAGACAUAG
This is a messenger RNA of Rotaria sp. Silwood1, 1377 nucleotides long. The record is from the annotation of a GenBank genome assembly. Lineage: Eukaryota; Metazoa; Rotifera; Eurotatoria; Philodinida; Philodinidae.